AUCUUUGCCUGAGGCCCACUUUUGUUUCUCUGUGAGGGGAAACACUGAGAACAUCAUGGCUCCAGAACGGUUGGCCUUUGCCAGUUCCUACUACUUUAUGUUUGAUGUUCUCAAACUAGAAUGCAGGUGUAGUAGUCUAAGCCUUCCAAUGUUAGUAAGUUAGAUAUAUUGUUACCAUUUGUCUUCCGUGUUUGUUCAUCUGCCUGUUGGCUUGCUGUACUGAGGUGAUGAAUGUAUUACAAUAGCAGAUUAUAGGUUACUCACUGUGUCUGAACUGGCUAUAAUUAGCAAGACCAUGAACUUGUGCUUUGAGAGGUAAGACAGUAGGCUACAUAAAGUGAAAUAGUUGUCCAUAUGUUGGCCUGUUAAUAAAGUAUAAGAAACAAAAAUAUAGAGCUCUUAAUAUGAAAAGACACCAGACCAAGUGAAUUUGGAUGAGGGUCAAUUAAGUAGGCCAUAUGAAACACAGUGAAUUUGGGGGGGUCAUUUAGGUACUAGGCUAUAUGAAACAGACAUUUUCUCCUCGCUAUGCCUGUCAAUCACGGACGGGGUCAAGAGUGCCUCUCGGCGUGGAUGCUCGAGCGGCUGGCGUUUGCCGCGAACAUUCACGCUCUUGCCAUCUGAGCACCUGUCAGAGACCGUGGUUUCAGAUAACCAUUUGUCACCCCUUGUCGCAUCCUUUAACUUAAGGAACAGGCCUAACAGGACAUUGAAAUCACCGAGAUGUCUUACAACGCACUCGGCGCUCAAAGUUUUGUUGCCAUUUCGGAGUUGCAUCCAAACACUUUACAUCCGAGAGUUGCUGGUGUAAUUAUUGGAAAAACGGACGUCAAAAGCUUCCCAGACAGAAAAAAUAUUGGCUUUGACAGAUUCACGUUUGGCUUCACCGUCAAAGACUCUGUCGACUACUUCAUCAAUGUGACGUCAUGGGGCGGCGAAGGCUACAUCAACAGUCUCUCUGGCAGCUUCAGUAUUGGAGACUGUGUCAUCAUUGAAAAUCCUCUAGUUGCUACUAAAGAUCCUGACAAAGAGGAUAAAUUCUGCCCUUCUACUCCAAGUUUCUACAGGCUGCUGGUGACGGAGGCUCACUCCCGGGUGUGUCUCUGUGCAGACACGGAGGCCAUAGAGCGGCUGCUGCCGCUGCUGCACCUGCCUGUGAAGGACCCCAGAGACUUCUACUCCCUGGGGGACAUCGUGGCCAACGGACAGAGUCUGGACGGGAGCGUCAUCAACAUCCUGGCUGCCGUGAGAUCCAUUGGUGAGCCAAAGUUUUUUACCACAUCAGACGGUCGCAAGGGCCAGAGGCUGGAGGUGAAGCUGUUUGACGACUGCGUCCCCUCCUUCUCCUUGGUCUGCUGGGAUAGGGAGGCCAUCCAGCUGGUCCAGAGCUUGCUGCCCAGAGAGACAGUGCUUUUUGUCUCAGACGCACGCGUCGGUUUCGACAGCUUCCGGAACUGCAUGGCAGCCACGGUCAACUCCAAAACCAUCGUCACCGUCAACCCUGACACUAAGGAGGCCAGCCUGCUGUUCAGCUAUGCUAAGGAGCUGUCUGACUCUGGGGCUCUGGAGGAAGAAGACAGGCCAGGAGAUGUUCUUGUGGAGUCCAUCAGUGACGUAUACACAGUCAGUGAGCUGAAGCUGAGAGCCCAGGAGAACCCAGAGGGCUUCUGUGGGAUCACCUACAGCUUCAUGUCCAAGCUGGACCUGGACUCCUCUGUGUCCAGGGUCAUCAGGAGCAGGUGUUCCAAGUGCAGGUACCAGGUCAGUGAGGACCUGCAGAGCUGCAAUAACCCCUCCUGUCCAGCAGGGGGCCAACCGCUGAGCAUCACCACAGGGUUUGACCUACUGGUUGAUGUUACUGACCACACUGGAACCCUGCAGUCCUGCUACCUCAACAGCAGCGCUGCAGAGAAGACCCUGGGCUGCACCCCUGAGGAGUUUGCCAGUUUAACUGAUGACGAGCGAACGGCCUUGAAGUGGAGGUUCCUCUUGGAGAGAUGCAAGAUCUACCUGAAGAUCCUUCCAUCUCCUAAGUCCAGGAAUGGCGUGAGAGGGAGUGUGCUGGCCUGUUCUCUGGCUGACCCUGGGGAGGUCAAGCAGAGCCUGGCUGCAGGCCUGCAGUAACUGUUACCAGCCUCAGUCUGUGUCUGUUCCAGUCUGGUCUAGUUGUGUCAUGUGUGUUGGGUCUAUAGAUUGAUGGCUAGUAUCUCAGGGACUAAUUGUAACUCAUAAAGGACAGAACACAUAUUUGAAAUGCUGGUUUGAGAAGACUUGCUGAAAA
Messenger RNA from Hypomesus transpacificus, 2281 nucleotides. RefSeq names its product meiosis specific with OB-fold (gene meiob). Bases 724 to 2124 code for a protein of 466 amino acids. Lineage: Eukaryota; Metazoa; Chordata; Actinopteri; Osmeriformes; Osmeridae. Gene Ontology annotation, molecular function: single-stranded DNA binding; single-stranded DNA 3'-5' DNA exonuclease activity. The record is from RefSeq and is a predicted model, not a curated record. The transcript is spliced from 15 exons. Gene Ontology annotation, biological process: resolution of meiotic recombination intermediates.